AUGCAAUCACCGUUUAAAAGGCAACCAAAAAGCAUAAAAUAAAUUAUCAAGGACUUAAUUCUUAAAGAAAUAGAAUAGGAAAGUAAGAAAAAAAUAAAUAUAAUUGUCAUCCCCACUAGAAUUGGUUAAUCAUGUUGGGGAACUCGAAACUUAAGAAGAAUAUCGCCUUCAAAUCAUUACAAAAUCGAUUAAGGUGCAAUAUUUUCUCCUAUAAACUGUAGUCAAAUAUCACCAGUGAAUUAAAGUUAAGGAUCUCCUUCAAACUAUAGAAUUAAAAAUAGGUCAAAGUAUGAAAAAUUAUUAAAAAUGAACAAUUAAUAAUAACCUAACUAAGUUAACAAAAAGGAAUUAAAAUUUAAAACUGAGCCUCGUUAAAAAUCUUAAUCUGUCAAUACUACGAAACCUUUUCAUUAAAGAUUACCAUCUUUGCCUCGAAGGAUAAAUUAUUUUGCUGAAGAGACCAAAAGUUUAUAACUUAAAUUAACUGACACAAUAGAAGGAUAUCAGGUAAAAUAAGAUGAUAUGUCUUUUGAAAUUGAUGAAUAUGUUUAAAUGAAAUAUAUUAAAUAAAUUAAACAUUAAGAAAUUUGA
This is a messenger RNA of Paramecium pentaurelia, 591 nucleotides long. The record is from the annotation of a GenBank genome assembly. NCBI's taxonomy places the organism in Eukaryota, Ciliophora, Oligohymenophorea, Peniculida, Parameciidae.